AUGGCAGAAAUAUCGUAUUCACUCCCAGAUCGCAUUCAAGACUCGGCAGAGGACAAGCCUGUCCCCGGAAAGACGCUGUCUACAGUCGGCACAAUGGCCGUCCCAGAUAUUGUAUUUGGAGCUGCAACGCUCUCCACGCUUUACAACACGGCCGAGUGGCUGGCAAGCGACGUCCCGUACAGAACCCUCCGGCUUGCGCUUCGAUACGGAAUCAGAUUCAUUGACACGUCUCCUCACUACCAAGAGUCCGAAUCCGUCCUCGGCGUCUGUUUACAGAGACUCGCCUCGGAAUUCCCAAGAGACUCUUAUCGUCUCAUGUCGAAAUGUGGAAGAGAAGGUUCUAACUUCGAUUACAAGCCAGAGAGUAUCCGUGCGUCUGUGAUGCGCUCACUCGCUCGUCUGCAGACUUCGUACCUUGACGUCGUGCUCUUACAUGACGUCGAGUUUGUGGCAUCACCCGUUUGGCCUAUACCUUACUGUGGUGACCAUGAACGCGCUCUUAGUGACCCCAGAGUGGGUGCCGAAUGGGGACUAGACUUUACCAAGCCCGCUAGACCUUGGGGGAGUGGUGAUGACAGCAUCCUUGCCGCCAUACAUGAACUUCAAAAGAUGAACGAAGAGGGCCUGGUGAGAGCUGUGGGAUUCAGUGGAUACACGUUGCCAACCCUCUUACGGCUCAGCCGACUCAUCGCACAAACACCCUAUUUACGACCGCUCGACUGUGUCCUAUCUUUCUGCCACAGUACACUCCAGAACAACAGACUCGAACUCUACAUCGGUCCAAUCCUCCAACACGGCCGCGUCAAGCAAAUCUUUACUGCGUCGCCACUCUCCAUGGGUCUCCUCGGACCAUCUCGACCAGCCUGGCACCCUGCCCCAGUAGACAUGAUCGAAGCCUCUCGCGUUGCACAAACUAGCGUACUAGGUGGCUGGUCAGGUGGUCUUCCCAACCUUGCGCUAGGCUUUACCAUGCGUCGACCAAAGUCGCACGCAGAGACGAGCCCCUACAACGACGUACCAACCGUGAUUGGACUCAGCACUCCGCAAGAAGUGCACGAGGCAGUGGCCGUAUGGCGCGAGAUUUCGAUACCGGGCAUCAAGACGGUGAGGGAAAGUAAAGAGCAUGUCGUGAGGAGUAUAUUCCAGGCAGCUGGGUGGCUUAAUUGGAGUUGGAGUACGCCUGCUAAUGCGGAUUUUGACAAGCUGGCUGUUGACCAGCUUGGCCGACGUGUGAGGCCUUCGCCAAAGCCAUAA
Messenger RNA from Serendipita indica DSM 11827, 1254 nucleotides. The record is from the annotation of a GenBank genome assembly. Lineage: Eukaryota; Fungi; Basidiomycota; Agaricomycetes; Sebacinales; Serendipitaceae.